AUGCCCGUCUGGGGCGUCGGAUCCAUCGAAGUCGGCCCCCCCGCCGCCCCAGGCGAAUCCCGCAUCCGCCGUCUCGCAAAGACCGCCGACCGUCUCAUCUCGCAGCCGCUCGAAUCGAUCCACACGGUGCACGACAUCCUGACCUACGCCGCGCGCACACACGGGAGCCGGAACGUGUUCGGGUACCGGGAUGUGGAGAAGAUGGUGGAGGAGGAGAAGGAGGUGAAGAAGAUGGUGGGCGGGAAGGAGACGACGGAGAAGAAGGUGUGGAAGUAUUUUCAGUUGAGUGGGUAUCGGUAUGUGAGCUUUGGUGAGCUCAGGGGGACUGUGGGAGAGGUGGCGAGGGGGUUGAUUGAGCUUGGGGUGGGGAAGGGGGAGGUGUUGAAUAUAUAUGCGCAGACGAGCCCAUCAUGGCAAUACGUCUCGUACGCCUGCGCCAUGACCUCCGUCAUCUGCGCGACCGCCUACGAUACCCUCGGCGAAUCCGGCCUGACCCACUCCCUAAACGAACCUGAAUGUGUCGCCGUAUUCACGAACGCCGAGCUCCUCCCUGUCCUCUCCAAAGUCCUCCCCUCCACCCCCUCCGUCCGUCUCGUCAUCUACGACGGCACGCCCAAGCCGGACUUGCUCGCCUCCCUCCGUGCCGCCCACGGUGAGGGAAACGAAGUGAAAGUCCUCAGCCUCGACGAAGUGCGCGCGAUCGGAAAACAGCAGCCGAAAGAGUUGGAAGAGAGCAGGAUUCCAAAGGCUGAGGAUAUGGCCUGCAUCAUGUAUACCUCCGGGACGACUGGACCCCCCAAAGGCGUGAUGAUCAAGCAUUCGAACCUUGUUGCUGCCGUGGGGAGCGUGUACACCCUGUUCGGACAUCACCUCCAGAUGGACGACACCUACCUCGCGUUCCUCCCGCUCGCGCACAUCCUCGAAUACGUCGUCGAGCUCUGUUUCGUGUUCAUCGGGAUGACGCUCGGCUAUGGGAGGGUGAAGACGCUGACGGACGCGUCGGUGCGGAACUGCGUGGGCGAUAUCAAGGCGUUCAGGCCGACGAUCAUGAUUGGUGUCCCGGCCGUGUGGGAACUCAUCCGGAAGGGGAUUAUGGGCCAGGUGAACGGGGGCGGGACAUUGAAAAAGAGCGUGUUCAAUGGGGCGAUGAGCGUGAAGAGGGCGAAGGUGCCGGGCUUGACGGGGGUUGUGGAUAGCGUGGUGUUCAGCCAGAUCAAGGCGGCGACGGGGGGGAAGUUGAGACUUGCGCUUAGUGGAGGGGCGGCGUUGAGUAGGGAGACGCAGGAGUUUUUGAGUUUGGCGCUUGUUACGGUUUUGCAGGGCUACGGGAUGACCGAGUCCUGCGGUAUGUGCGCUAUCCUUCCCCCCGAAGCGAUGCAAUACGGCUCCGUGGGCCUGCCCUCUCCCUCCGUCGAGAUCAAGCUCCUCGACGUGUCCGAAGCGGGCUACUUCGCGAACCCGACGAAGCCGGGCGAGCGCCCGCGCGGGGAGGUGUUGAUCAGGGGUCCGUCGGUGACGAGCGGGUAUUACAAGAGGGACGAUCUGAAUAAUGAUGAGACGAUAUUUACGAAGGAUGGGUGGUUGAGGACGGGGGAUGUGGGGCAGUGGAAUGAGGAUGGGACGUUGAGUUUGAUUGAUCGGAUCAAGAACCUCGUCAAGCUCCAAGGCGGCGAAUACAUCGCCCUCGAACGCCUCGAAGCAACUUACAAAUCCUGCCAAUACGUCUCCAACAUCUGCGUACACGCCACCACCGACGCCAAACAACCCAUCGCCAUCAUCAUCCCGCACGAAGCGCAUCUCCGCGCCGGUCUUUCCUCCGCCUCCUCGUCCUCCGACGCCGGCCAGAUCGAGCACAAAGAUAUUGAUAUCGAGACGCUGUGCAAGGAUCGGAAGGUGCAUGAGCUGGUGUUGAAGGAGUGUAAUGCGCUCGGGAAGAAAGCGGGAUUCAAAGGGAUGGAGAUGCUUUGUGAGGUUGUACUCACGCAUGAGGAGUGGACGCCGGAGAACGGGCUGGUUACGGCGGCGCAGAAGGUGCAGAGGAAGAAGGUGGCAGAGAGGUAUGCGAAGGAGAUUAAGGAGGCGUACAAGAGUCAGUGA
Messenger RNA from Stereum hirsutum FP-91666 SS1, 2097 nucleotides. RefSeq names its product long-chain-fatty-acid-CoA-ligase. Gene Ontology annotation, cellular component: lipid droplet; endoplasmic reticulum; plasma membrane. NCBI's taxonomy places the organism in Eukaryota, Fungi, Basidiomycota, Agaricomycetes, Russulales, Stereaceae. Gene Ontology annotation, molecular function: long-chain fatty acid-CoA ligase activity. Gene Ontology annotation, biological process: long-chain fatty acid metabolic process; long-chain fatty-acyl-CoA metabolic process. The transcript is spliced from 5 exons. Bases 1 to 2097 code for a protein of 698 amino acids. The record is from RefSeq and is a predicted model, not a curated record.